Molecule: messenger RNA, 159 nt
Organism: Funneliformis caledonium
Lineage: Eukaryota; Fungi; Glomeromycota; Glomeromycetes; Glomerales; Glomeraceae
Source: the annotation of a GenBank genome assembly
AUGAAUGCCGUGCCUCACUAUAAGAAAUCCGUAGCUUUGAUAGGCUCACAUUUAACAUUAUCCCCGUCAGCUCUUAUUGCGCUGUCACUGCGGACGUGGUUAUGGAAUCGUGAAAUAUUUUCUAAUAUCCUGAAGAAAUUUAAAUUUAGCAUCGUUUGA